AUGAUGAGAAAGAUGGGAGAUGGCGCAGCGCAUCCCUUCCGCUUCAACUCGGUGAACCUCUCGGCACCCUCCCGGUUGGAACUGCGGUUGCGGAACCACGCGGACAGGAGUUUGGUGAAGUUCGCAUUGCAACUCCAACGCCUGGACCGAAUCUACUUCGACUGGGUUGAGCUUCCACAGGAGAUCGUCUUGUAUUACCGUAUGCUUGGAGUCAAGCCGCGAGGCCUUGAAAGGUUCGAGAACAAGUACGGCGAGUCGUUCCCUGUCACUCUCCCGCGAGUUGCGAAGGGCGAGUUUAACCUCGCCCAGCAACGCACGGCCGACCGAUUGACCCGUGAGAAGGUGCAGUCGACCCAAGGGAAGUCGCGGAGUGAACAGGCUGGUUCCAAGGACACCGGUGAUUCGGAUCAUGGGACCCCAAGCGCGUUCAAGUCAACGGCGAGCUCCAACCUGGGAGGGCAAAGUGACGAGUUGAGCCCAUUGAGCAUUCAGAACUCGCAUUUGAGUCUCAGCCCAAAUGAGGGCGAGGAGAGCCUGGAGGACACCCGGAAGGUUGACCUGUCCUCGUCCUCAGAAGAGGAGAAGCCUAAGGUCAAGAAAAGUCACGACGACGUGGAGAACCUCCCACUCUUCUUGCAGGAGGAGAGGCGGAAGCUCAUCCGUGAAGCUGAGACCAUUGGGUACAGGCGCUACCAGAUCACGCGGGCCUUGCGCGACGGCAUUCCGUCGAGUUCGAUGGACGUUCUCAUCGACAACAUGCUCUAUGCCGGGUACGGGAAGCUGCCCAAUUUCAAAGAGUCGGCUGUCGCAGCCCUUUCUGAUGAUGCGCCGCUCCCCUGGAAUCCGUUCUCGGUCAUGACAGAGAACAAGAAAAAGAUCGAGCAGUUGGAUGAUGAGCUGGAGGACUAUAACGCCCAACUUCUCGCCUUGGCCAAUCCGCCAAAGAAGGUCGAAAGGCUGGACAUCCUCUCCACAUCUGGCGUCCUCGAUUGCUCCCGAUCUCGCAUUUCGUUACCGCGGCCUCCGGCGCCUCAAGGCGAUCCCUCGCUCAUGGUGGACGACUUAGCGCCGUCAGGUCAGUCUAAGCUGUCUCGAGGAGGGUCUGGCACUCUGAGUCGGAAAGCCACUGGUGAACUUGGAGGAUUGGAAAGCCUUACCCGGAAAGCCACAGGCGAACUCGGUAGCACAAGCCAGACGAGGAAUCCGGAGGAUGAAUACUAUGAGGAUCCUGCAGGGAGCACGACCCGGCAGGUAGAGGAGGCAGCCCGGCGUUUGCGGCUGCAUCUCUCUCGAACGAAGAGUCGUGAAGGUUUCGACAGCGAGCACCCACCCAUUGAGGAGGGAGAUGAGAGGCUACACGCAGAAGCUGACGCCACGGCAGAAGACGGUGGCUCACUCUCCGAGGAGCAACCUCCGAAUUCGAAGGGUGGUAUGUCGCAGCUCGACCCCGCCAUACUACAAUCUGCUGCUCGCGGGUCGACCAAGCUAUCCCGUGCUUCGUCUUCCAUCUCCAGAUCAAGGUCCUCCAAGGAGGCGUUUUUGGAGUGA
This is a messenger RNA of Symbiodinium natans, 1548 nucleotides long. Lineage: Eukaryota; Dinophyceae; Suessiales; Symbiodiniaceae. The record is from the annotation of a GenBank genome assembly.